AUGGCAUAUCUGAGUGUGGCAUCCUGCACUAUUAUCAUCCUCACCGCCAUCCUCCUCUCUCUCCAUCCCCUGUCUAAGCAAAAAACGGACAGAGUCAGUUUUCGGCUUAUGUUAUAUGCGUUAGCUGGAAGCGUUGUCUAUUCUACCGCUACAGUUAUAGCGAUACGUGUCCAUGGCCAAACGGCGUGUCGUGUCUCAGGAUCGUUCUCAGUAUUUGCCUUGCAGAUAUCGUCCUUCUUUUUUUUCUGCAUCGGACUCAACCUUCAACUGGUCAUGAUAUAUGGAAUUGAUGGCACAAGGGCAGAAAAAUAUUACUUCUGGGGGAGUCUAUGUUUGGCGAUAGUGCUGGGAGUUCUGACUUUUGAAUCCAAACAAUUAGUAUAUAGUACUACUCAAUCUGUUUGCUAUUACCACGAUUCCAACCCUGUCAGAGGCUUGUGGUGGCGAAUCUGGACGCAGAACCUCUGGAACUUCGCUACUAUGGCUGGAGAAUUCGUUACAUUUACUUCGGUAGUCGUAUACAUGAUUCGUGUCAAGGUCUUCAACUCAGGUCCCCAUCGCGGAAGUAAUACGACAACUUCAACGCAAUCGCAGAGAAUCUCAGCAUCACGCUACUACCGCAAGCCUUUUGGACCUAAGCAGUACCGGAACGUCGUGCUACGUAUCGCACUCUAUCCACUCUCAUCGCUAGCCACAUCGGGAAUCAUGGCUAUCGGGACCGUCUACCGUCCAACCAAAGGAAUAGCAAGCUCUUCGGAUUUGAAAGUUAUGAGCGCCCUUCGCAUCGUUUACCAGGCUCGUGGUGCAGUUUAUGCUCUGGUUGCUGCUGCGGACCCUGCAAUCACUCAAGGCCUGAAAGUGCUAUACGGACACUACGUACGGGGUCAGACAUCUUCAUCCUCAAACGGUGUCGGAAUUGUUGCUGUUCAUUCGGUCGUUGCUCGUCCCUCAGAUGGUAUCGAACUGGAGGAGUUGGCUCAUUCAAAGAACGAGAUUUUACGUCGGCCAUCCUUUCGCGAAUCUAAAACCGACCUCACUCUUCCUUCAAUACCGAGACCAGCUGUGUUGUCCGCUCACGGUGCUCAGGUCACCACCAGUUGGAGCUAUACUUGCACAUCGACGAACACGACGAACACGAUCAGGGACGCGAUCGGUGGAUCCCAAAUCGGCUCAGACGGCGUUCAGUUCUCGUACCCAGAGCUAAGGCAGUUGUAA
Messenger RNA from Marasmius oreades (fairy-ring Marasmius), 1215 nucleotides. RefSeq lists its product as uncharacterized. Gene Ontology annotation, cellular component: plasma membrane. The transcript has 10 exons. Gene Ontology annotation, biological process: adenylate cyclase-activating G protein-coupled receptor signaling pathway. The record is from RefSeq and is a predicted model, not a curated record. The coding region runs from base 1 to 1215 and encodes 404 amino acids. Lineage: Eukaryota; Fungi; Basidiomycota; Agaricomycetes; Agaricales; Marasmiaceae. Gene Ontology annotation, molecular function: G protein-coupled receptor activity.